AUGGGCGAACAGAAGCUCAACUACACAAUCGCAAAAGAAAAUUGCGCCGAGUUGGCGCUAAACUACACAAAUACAGUUGGCUACCCCUCCUUCUUUAGAAAUCAACUAGAAUGGGACCAAUAUCACGAAGAAGUUCAACAUCGACGAGAAUGGCUUGGAUAUGAGCAGCAGAAUGGUGACAAUGAUCAGUGGCUGAACGCGGAUGGGUCUGAAGUAACUUUCAGAUUUUGGGAUGAUGGUCAGCCAAACUACGAUCACCAGGAUUGCGCAAUCACCGGUUAUGAUUAUAAUCGAGAAUGGCAUGAUGUCACGUGUUCGCAGGAGGAAAAAUACUCUUGUCGGCUCGAGCAAAUAACAACCACGACCACGACCACGACAACGACAACGACGACUACAACUACAACUACAACUACAACUACAACAGAUCCCUGCCCAUGCACUCAGGGAGUUGCCAACGCGAUGAACAGAAACGAAAAAGCUUUAUGGAAAUGGAAUCGAAUGAAGCCUUAUUUCCGGACCAACACCGCUUCUUCAUUCCAAAUCGCUUCAAAGACUGCUGGUAACUUGACCGCAUAUCAAGGCUAUUUGCUUUUCUCCCGCAAAACAUGCAAACAAUUGGUGCUGAACAUGUUCAAAGAUGACCCUGCAUUUUCAUAUGACAUCAUUGAUCGCCGCCAGAAAAAAUCAACAUAUCCAAUGCCAAAUUAUGACGCUUUCAAUACAGUUUAUUAUCGAGAUCGAGAGGGUGAACACAAGAACCAUCGAUCAAUUACUCUUGGAUUCAAUGCUUUGAAGAUUCAGCCAGACAUCACCGGCAAUAGCAAAAAAGAUAUCUACAUUCUCCACCUCAGUUAUCCAAAUGGUCUACCGGAUACAAUCACCUGGGAGGACCUCUAUGAAUGUAUGAACUAUGCCAAACCAGUAACAAUACCAAUGAAACAGAGCAAUAUUGAUCUGUUUGGCCUGAAUCCUGCUUGCGACUAUACUAGCUGUGUCGGAGAGGAAGUCAUUGUUGGAUGGUAA
This is a messenger RNA of Oikopleura dioica, 1023 nucleotides long. Lineage: Eukaryota; Metazoa; Chordata; Appendicularia; Copelata; Oikopleuridae. The record is from the annotation of a GenBank genome assembly.